GUUGACAUGAUGAAAGAAGCAUUAGAAAAACUUCAGCUGAAUAUAGUAGAAAUGAAAGACGAAAAUGCAACCUUAGAUGGAGGAGAUGUCUUAUUCACAGGCAGAGAAUUUUUUGUGGGCCUUUCCAAACGGACAAAUCAACGAGGUGCUGAAAUCUUGGCUGAUACUUUUAAGGACUAUGCAGUCUCCACAGUCCCAGUGGCUGAUUCUUUGCAUCUGAAGAGUUUCUGCAGCAUGGCUGGGCCUAACCUGAUCGCAAUCGGGUCUAGUGAAUCUGCACAGAAGGCCCUCAAGAUCAUGCAACAGAUGAGUGACCACCGCUAUGACAAGCUCACUGUGCCUGAUGACAUGGCUGCAAACUGUAUAUAUCUAAAUAUCCCCAGCAAAGGACAUGUCUUGCUGCACCAAACCCCAGAAGAGUAUCCAGAAAGCGCAAAGGUUUAUGAGAAACUGAAAGACUAUCUGCUAAUCCCCGUGAGCAUUUCUGAACUGGAAAAGGUGGAUGGGUUGCUCACCUGCUCCUCAGUUUUUAUUAACAAGAAGGCGGACUCCUGAGCCACAGAGUCCCUUCCUUGCAGCCCGCAAGAGGCCCUGGGCCAGGCUGAUGACUCUGUCCCCACUCCCUUUGUUUUUCUUGACAAUCUACUGUGCCACUGUGCUACUAACUCUUGUUUACAAAAAUUUAAUUCUAAGUUUAAUUGCUUCGUUUUCGGCACCCUCACCUCCCUUUCCCUCUCAGUGGUACCUAAGCUGUGGAUGUGCUAAAUGAAUUAAGCGAUCUAGAAAAUAUAGAACUAAUGAGUCAUUGACAUGUGAUUAAUAAGAGUAUGGAAACACUCA
Molecule: messenger RNA, 840 nt
Organism: Chinchilla lanigera (long-tailed chinchilla)
Lineage: Eukaryota; Metazoa; Chordata; Mammalia; Rodentia; Chinchillidae
Gene: Ddah1
Product: dimethylarginine dimethylaminohydrolase 1
Exons: 5
Coding region: 7-555 (182 amino acids)
Biological process (GO): positive regulation of nitric oxide biosynthetic process; arginine metabolic process
Molecular function (GO): dimethylargininase activity; amino acid binding
Source: RefSeq, a predicted model, not a curated record